Molecule: messenger RNA, 1749 nt
Organism: Suillus paluster
Lineage: Eukaryota; Fungi; Basidiomycota; Agaricomycetes; Boletales; Suillaceae
Exons: 6
Coding region: 197-1621 (474 amino acids)
Biological process (GO): peptidyl-threonine phosphorylation
Cellular component (GO): cytoplasm
Molecular function (GO): protein serine/threonine kinase activity
Source: RefSeq, a predicted model, not a curated record
AUCCGAGAUGCCUGCAGGAUGCCGCCUGGGACUACGCACAAGAAGCCCUCUCUCCAGAAGGACUAAACGUUGACUAUAUUUACCAGCUUGGAUCCUCAACAGCUCUUUCCACCGCCUCUCAGGUAACGAAGACUGAACAAGCAUCCAUCGAUAUUCCCAGGAACCCUGGUGUUUGAACCAACAAUACGGAGUCACCAUGGAUGAAGAUAUGGAUUUUGAUGCCAACGCCACGCAGCCGACACCCCAAUAUCAUCAUCGUCAAGAGUACUAUGACGGAAGAAAGAUGCUCGACUUGGUGUUUGUGCAAGACUGUACGGGGAGCCAAGGAAGCUACAUCUCCUCCGCAACGAAGAACAUCGAAGAGAUUUGUGCACAUAUUUUUGAGUCGGGGAAACUGCAAUCCCAAGAAGAUUUGCGCGUCGGCCUUGUUGCGUUCCGCGACCAUCCACCACAGGAUCAUACAUAUGUUGUCAAGAACUUUGGGUUUUCAUCUGAUAUCAGCAAGGUACAUCGGGACCUAGCGGGGCUUUAUGCUUCUGGGGGUGGUGACGGACCGGAGGCAGUGACUGCUGCGCUCGCAGAAGCGCUCCAUAUGGACUGGAGAGAGCAUGCGAGUAAGAUGGUCGUCCUGAUUGCUGAUGCUCCGCCGCAUGGAAUAGGAGAGUAUGGGGAUGGAUUCGACGAGGGCUCUCCAGACGGACAUGAUCCCUUACAACUCGUUCGCGAAAUGGCUAGUCGGGGCAUCACGCUGUUCUUCGUUGCAUGCGAACCGGCGCUCAGUGGUUACUCGGUAGGGUCGUCGUCGCUCGUUUGUGACAAGUACUUAGAAAUGUUUCAGUAUGCAACAGAUUUCUACCAAGCAAUUACAACCAUCACUUCUGGGCUCAUGCUCCCACUUACGACUGCUGAUCUCCUCUCGCACGCGAUCGUAGGCAGUGUGUUGGAAAACCUCGAUAUGGAGCGCCUUGUCCGAGAGGUGGGGCAUGCCGUCGCACAGCGAAUUCUAGGGAACAAUGAAAGCGUCGAUGAUGUCGCUCGUGAAUUGCACGAGAAGCUACUCCUCCGGAAUGAAAGCACCAAGAAAGUGGUUAUCGAAAGCAUCUACAAGGAGUCUCCUGAAGCAAUGCAUAACGUCUCGGUCUUCACUCACGCUGCAUCGCUGCAUGAAGCGAAAUCACAGUUGAAGAGGGUGCAAGGCACGCGUUUCACGGAAAAGUAUCUCAUCGCACGACAGACCGCGAACCGGAGUUUGUACUCGUAUCCAUAUUCGCCUCAUACGCCUUCUCGAGCAGAAAAGUCUUAUUCUUCUAUGACGCCGAGCACCAGCCCAUCUGCAGCGCCAGCGUCCCCUCCUCGUAAAGUCGUGACGGACUUUGCUGCCUUCGGCGCACCGAAGAAUGCUAGCGUGUUUGGUACGGCCGUUGCAUCGACACCUUUUUCGUUGGCGGGUGGCAAGGCUGCGUUCGGUGGUAUAAGGAAUGCUGGUAGAGUGUUGGUCGAUGAGGAUGAUGAGGAUGAUGAUGACGGUAGGCAGCGGGUGGAACUCAGGGAAGAUUCCAUCUCGCUUGAUCAGGCCCGGCGCAUUGCUAUGCAAAGCGCAUGGCGGAGCGCGCGAGGUUGAUGCCCUCGUACAUUCAUUUCAUCUUGAUUUUUGUUGUUCUGCAGCACGAUUGUGAUUAGCUUCCGUUUUGUCAAUAUAUCACGAUGAUGGAUCAUGUAGAAUAGUUGCACAUAAAUCGCAAUCACUAU